Cloeon dipterum is the source of this 4209-nucleotide messenger RNA. RefSeq names its product atrial natriuretic peptide receptor 1. Gene Ontology annotation, cellular component: plasma membrane. The record is from RefSeq and is a predicted model, not a curated record. The coding region runs from base 27 to 3554 and encodes 1175 amino acids. NCBI's taxonomy places the organism in Eukaryota, Metazoa, Arthropoda, Insecta, Ephemeroptera, Baetidae. Gene Ontology annotation, molecular function: adenylate cyclase activity; guanylate cyclase activity; peptide receptor activity. Gene Ontology annotation, biological process: intracellular signal transduction; receptor guanylyl cyclase signaling pathway; cGMP biosynthetic process. The transcript is spliced from 23 exons.
GUGCGACUCAGUCAGUGUGCUCCGGGAUGUGGCAGGCGACGCAACCUGCGCCGCGGCCGCUGUUGCCGCUGCUGUUGGUGCUGAUGGUGCCGACCGCGGUGUUCGCGGGCGCCGUCAGCGAGCCCGGCAAGAACGUCACCAUCCACAAGGUGGCGGUCCUCAUGGCCUCCAACCUCGGCUCACCCUUCGACCUAGAGAGGUGCGGGCCGGCCAUCGACCUGGCCCUGAUGGAAGUCAACGAAAAAUACCUCAAGGUGCACGGCGUGCAGCUGGAGAAGGUCCAGCGAAGUUACCCUACGUGCUCGAACGCAUUGGCUCCUGGCUUGGCGUCCGAUCUGCAUUACUAUGAACAAGUGAUCGCCUUCAUCGGCCCUGCGUGCGCGUUCGCUCUGGAACCAGUCGCAAGGCUGGCCGCGUACUGGAACAUUCCAAUUAUUACUGGCAUGGGUGAUCAGCCACCAGCUGACGGUGAACUCACAGUGACCUCGCCGUUUAUAAGCAAAUUUGACAAACUGAAGAAAGGACAGUCAUCCCGAAUCUUCAACAAGACAGAAUAUCCAACCCUAACGAGGAUGUCGUACUGCCAGUGCCGACUUCGUCUCGUUUUCGCCAGCAUUUUCCGUCAGUUCAAAUGGCACCACGUUGCCCUCAUUCUCGACAAAUCUGAUCUCUUCAGCUUCACCGUCGGACGCAACCUGGAGCAUGGACUGAAAAAAGAGGGCUUCCAGCUGCAUGUUCGGGAAUUUGACGGUAGUGAAGACAAUAUCGAUUAUGCUGAUCAUCUGCAGGACGUCAGCAUCUACGCACGAGUGAUCAUCCUAAGCGUCCGCGGAACACUGACACGGAAUUUUCUUCUGGAGGCGUUCUACCUUAACAUGACAAAAGGCGAGUGGGCGUUUUUAGACGUCGAGCUAUUUGAGAAUUCGUACUGGGGCGAUAGCGGCUGGCAACGCAACGACACAAACGACACUCAGGCCAGGGAAGCGUACCAAUCUCUGCUGCGGGUGUCGCUUUUGCAGCCUAGGGAUCCGAAAUUCAAGUCGUUCGCCGUGGAGGUGCGGCAGAACGCUGAGCGUGAUUACAAUUACACGCUGCCAGAAAACGAAGAGGUCAAUUUUUUUAUCGGAGCUUUUUACGACGGAGUAAUCUUGCUUGGCAUGGCCCUGAACGAGACGCUGACCACAGGCGGAUCAAUUAUCAACAACGGUGUCAAUAUCACCAAGAAGAUGUGGAACAGAAACUUUCCUGGAAUAACGGGACAAGUGCGCAUUGAUGAAAACGGAGACAGAGACGCUGACUACUCCCUUUACGAUUUUAACCCGAGCAAAAACAAAUUCGAGGAAGUGGGCAACCAUACAGGACGCAAUAAAACCUUCAAUCCACGCAGUGGGCGCGUUAUCCACUGGCCUAAUGGAAAGCCGCCCGCUGAUCAGCCAGAAUGCGGUUUUUUGGGCAAAGGCUGCAUGGGUCCAGCAGAUUUCGUCCUGUUUGUUUCAGAUGAUGCUUACCCUAGCAUCAUUUUCUACGUGUCGUUCGCCCUGAUUGCAUUUAUUGUUUCCGGAACUACUUUGGCGUGCAUCACAUACAGACACGUGCGUGCGGCGGCCGAUUUGAACAACAUGUCGUGGCGGGUGCGGCCGGAGGACAUCAAGCCGGAGCCGUGUGCUUCGAGACAGGGAUUGCAGUGGAUGUCUGAGGGUCAAGUGGGCCUGGAUUUGGUCGGAUUAGGAGUGGCCGGGGCCCGCGGCUCGGUCACUUCCUCGCACUCGCUCAACAUCGGCCAGCAAGCGUUCACCACGGUCGGCAUCUUCAAGGGCACGCGAGUGGCCGUUAAAAAAAUUGCACGGAAAAAGGUCGACGUCAACAAGAAGCUGCUGUGGGAGAUCAAACAGGUGCGCGACGUGACCCAUGAAAACACGGUGCGCUUCGUCGGCGCGUGCAUCGAAGCCUCGCCUGGCGUGAUCAUCCUCACCGAAUACUGUCCAAAAGGCAGUCUCAAGGACGUGCUCGAGAACGAGGCAAUCACUCUCGACUGGAACUUCAGAAUGUCGCUCAUCCACGACAUGGUUAAGGGCAUGUGCUAUAUUCACGGAAGCGAGCUUGGCGUUCAUGGCAAACUGCGAUCUGCCAAUUGUCUAAUCGACGGCCGGUUUGUCCUCAAAAUUUCUGAUUUCGGCUUGCAUACGCUGACAACACCCUCGGAGGUUACAAGGGAUACAACAUUUUACACUAAACUACUGUGGGUGGCACCGGAACUGUUGCCGUUGACGAUCGUCCCGGGCACACCUGCAACCCAGAAAGGCGACGUCUACAGCUUCGCCAUCAUCCUGGAGGAAAUAAUCGUGCGCGGAGGCCCCUAUGAAGCAGCCUCGCAGUUUCUCGGUCCGCAAGAUGUUGUGGCUCGAGUGGCUGCACGCGAAACACCACCUUUUCGGCCUGCGGUGGCUGCUCGAGAUGGGCAAGAAGAGGAGCUCAAGGAGUUAAUGGAAAAGUGCUGGGCGGAUGUCCCCGACGAGAGGCCGAGUUUUGAGGCUGUGAGAACCGUCAUUCGUCGUCUCAUGAAGGGACACUGCGAAAAUCUUAUGGAUGACUUGUUGAGACGCAUGGAACAAUACGCGACUAAUUUGGAAGCGCUCGUCAGUGAAAAAACGGAGGCCCUCAGCCAGGAGAAAAGGAGAUCGGAAGAGCUGCUGUACCAAGUCCUGCCCAGACAAGUUGCAGAGCAGCUGAUGUCUGGGCAAGUUGUGCAACCGGAGCAGUUUGAAUGCGUGACAAUUUAUUUCAGCGACAUUGUCGGCUUCACGUCGCUCUGCGUGCACAGCACGCCAAUGCAGGUGGUUGGAUUUUUGAACGACCUGUAUAGUACCUUUGACAAAAUCAUCGGCUACUAUGAUGUUUACAAAGUGGAGACGAUCGGUGACGCGUACAUGGUGGUGUCAGGCUUGCCGACGCGGAACGGAGACGCACACGCAAGAGAAGUGGCCCUCUUGGCUCUGGCGGUUUUGGACGCUGUGAAAAAUUUCACCAUUGCGCACCGCCCAGACGCUCAGUUAGAAAUUAGGAUCGGGAUCCAUUCUGGUCCUGUUUGUGCUGGCGUUGUUGGGCACAAAAUGCCUCAUUACUGCUUGUUUGGGGACACUGUAAAUACUGCCUCGAGGAUGGAAUCCAGUGGACUUGCGCUUAAAAUUCACGUCAGCGAUGCGACGAAACAGAUUUUGAGCCGAUUUGGCACGUUUCAACUGGAACUGCGGGGUGAAGUUGAGCUGAAGGGCAAAGGCCGAGUCACGACGUACUGGUUGCUGGGAUGCUCGGAGCCGGACCUUCGUCGCCCUCCUGCCACAGACGAGUCUGUCGGCCACGGAUCGACAUCGGUCGCUCCCGCUGACUGCGGCGUCAACGCUUAUCCCCUUGUGUUUAUGCGCCCUUCUGGAGAGGUUCCAGAAGUGAGGGUAACAGGAUGCGACACUUCCCUCAACAUGGAGCCGUGCUGGCCGUCUUCGCCCAGGAUGCCCUCCUUGCAACCAUCAAAUUCCGAAAUGGAAAAUCUCACUUGAUCCCUCUCAUCGGUGGAAUCAAACUAGCUUUCUUGUCAAUUACAAGUAAUGAUAUACGCGGCUAUUUUUCUUUUUCUGAUGCAAUUUUCUAUCAAUGCACACUCUCAACAGACGCUAUUUUCUCUGCGAUCUGAAAUUUUAAGUUGAUCUCGAUUUCGACUGAUGUUUUCUAUCUUUAUGUUUUUUGUGUCAAUAUAUGGACGCGAUAUAUCCCGUCUGUGUGGUGAAAAUGUGUACCUGUCUGUUGGAAAGCCUAGUCUAAGCAAACAUGACUGCUAUGUUGAUGAUACUUAAAAUCAUUCUAUUCUAUUUGCAUUCCUGCAUUUUUAUCAUAGAAGCACAGGCGUGCUAACUGCGUUUUAAUACUAUUUUUACUUGAGAGUGGAUACGACGAGCAGCUUGAAAAAUUGUUUGUGAUAAAAAAAUCGGUACAGGGAUCAAAGAAAAGUUAAGCCAGCAGAGAUAGCUAAUCUGAUUAAAAAGCCUAACCAAAAUUUUACCGUGGCUGCUUGGACACUUAAUUUUUCUCUGAGGAUUUCAAUGUGAUAUAAUGGAGGAGAUGUAUUUUUAAAUGUUAAUAUGUAAUGAAAAACAUGAAAGGAAUAUUUGUUUCGUAUCAGAGCCGAUAAAUAAAAAACCUGUACUAUUGAUGUGU